CGCAAGAAGGGAAAACAGAGAGAGUACUGCAGCUUCAUCAGCAACACCGCUGGCGCCAGAGACCACUGCUGGAACCGGGGUCUUGACAGUGGGAAAUACUCAUUGUAUCAAUUCGACUUUUUUGCCCGCACAGUCGGCAGGGAGCACAUGGCGUCGCUCAUCGCUUCCAGGCCGCGGCCACGGCCGGCGCACACGCAGGGCACCACGCGCUGCGCAUACACGCCCGACGGCUCCAAACUGGUGACGGUCGGCUCCAACAACACCAUCCGCCUCUACAAGACGGGCUUUGACGGCGAGCCCACCAACAUCGACGACUGUCAGGAACAGAACCUAUGCGUAUCGACGAGCAACGACUUCUUCGUGGCCGGCGCCGAAGACGGCACAGUCAGCUACUACUCGCUCAAGACCAACAUCUUCGACAAAUUCCUCCUGCGCACCUCCCUGCCCGUGCGCGAUGUCGCCCUGUCGCCCGACAACAAGUGGUGUGCCGUGGCCAGCGACGAGCUGACCGUGAAGCUGGUCGGCAUCAACGACAACACCAAGCUGCUCACGCUGAAGGAGCACGGCAAGCCCACCAAGCACCUGUCGUUCGAACCCAAAGGCAGUCUCCUGACCUUGUCGUGCACGGACGGGGUCAUAUAUGUCUACUCCAUGACUGCGGAGCACCCGGAGCUCAUCCGGAAAGUGGACGGCGUCAUCGGCAGGAUGGAGACCGAGGCUGACGCAUCGUGCGCGGUGGCGUGGCACCCCGACGGGCGGGCAUUUGCCGUGCCGACGCCGACGAGGGAUAUUCAAGUUGUAUCCAAGAAUGACUGGGAGAAGCAGCGUGCCUUCAGGAACGGGCACGACGGGGACAUCACUGCUCUGGCUUGGUCUCCAAACGGUGCCCUGCUCGCAUCCGCCGGCAAGGACAAGAAGCUCCUGAUCUGGUCGAGUAAGGAUCAGAGCGUCGUUGCGAGAUACGAGUAUCCGAACGUCAUCGACAUCGCCUGGCAUCCGACUCAGAACCUAGCCUCCUUCACCACUUCAGAUGGCGAGGUCUUCAUCUGCCCGGAUUUCGUCUCGGAGCAGUUCGUCUCCAUGCUGAGGCUGCCCCGACAGCCUGCGCCGUUUAUCCAUGAUCCUCUCGAAGAAACAGCCGCCAACGGCCGGCGACAAGAGCCCGCCCGGACAGCUCUUCCGUCACGUCCACGGCCCGGUUCCCUCGACGACUUCGAUGACCUGCUGGACGACGAAUAUGGAAACGAUGACGAUGGCUUCGUGGUCGACGAUGAUGGAGCUGGCUACGUGAUGCCAGCUCAUGCUCCACGAAAACGUGCUGCCGAUGACGACGGUAUCUUUGGACAGCGUCCCAACAAGCGCGGGAACUUCGUGCAGCCCGAGAUCCAUGGACCCUUCCAGCCUGGCUCAACCCCUUGGCGGGGGAACCGCAAGUACCUCUGUCUGAACCUGAUCGGGUUCGUAUGGACGGUUGACCAGGACACCCACAACACGGUUACGGUGGAGUUCUAUGAUCAUGAAUUCCACCGGGACUUCCAUUUCACCGACACCUUCCUCUACGACAAGGCGUGUCUGAACGAGAAAGGUGCGCUCUUUGCAUGUCCGCCGAGGGAUGAUGCUCCCGCCUACGUCUUCUACCGUCCCCACGAGACCUGGACACAGCGGAACGACUGGCGCAUCCCCUUGCCCAAGGGUGAAGCUGUUUUGGCCAUGUCGCUCAGCGAUGCCUUCAUCACGGUAACCACGACCGGCAACUACGUGAGAAUAUACACUCUGUUUGGCAUUCCUUACAAAGUCUACCGGCCCAAGAGCACACCCAUCGUCACCUGCGCCAGCUGGAGGGACUAUGUCCUGACCAUGGGCAACGGGCCGGUUGGCGCUGAUGGCAUGUGCCGGCUGCUGUACACCAUUGAGAACAUCAAGCGGGACGAAAUCUGCCAAAACGAAGACACCGUGGCCCUGCCCGAAGGCGCCACCGUCAAGAGCGUCUUCUUCUCUGACAGUGGGGACCCCUGCAUCUACGACUCGACCGGCACCCUCCUCACCCUCGUGCACUGGAGAGAGCCAUCGCGCGCUUCCUGGAUCCCCCUGCUCGACACCAAACUCCUUCCCCGCCUCGCCUCAGGGCGCAAACACGAAACCUACUUCCCGGUCGCCGUCGCCGACAAUAAAUUCCACUGUAUCAUCCUCAAGGGCGGCGACCAGUACCCCUACUUCCCGCGCCCGCUCCUGUCCGAAUUCGACUUCUCGAUUCCGCUCACCUCCGCACCGCGCCCAAAGAAGAAGAAGAAGAAGCGGCCAAACGGCGGGGCGGUCGACUCAGACGAGGAGAUGCUUUCCGACGGCUUCCCAGACGAGUCCGACUCCGAGCCGGACGCGGAAUCCGACCCCGAAACCGCCGACGACGGUGUUCAAUCUUCCCCAGAAUCCCUGAAACUCACCCAGACCUACCUCCUCAAGAGCCUGCACUCGACGCAGCUCCGCGACCUGCUGUCGCACACGCGCUCGACUGCCUCGCAGCGCGCCCUGCUCGCGCGCCUCGAGCUGGACAUCGACAAGACGCUGCUGCAGCUGCUAGCCGUCGAGUGCCGCGAGGGCGGCGAGGAGCGGGGCAUGCGCGCGCUCGAGAUCGUGCAGCUCAUGCGCGACCGCAGCGGCAAGAUGCUCGAGGCUGCCGGCAAGGUGGCGGAGCGGUACGGAAGGGCGGUGCUGCGCGAGAAGAUCCGCGAGUUGGGUGAGAAGAGGGUUGGUGCGGCUUUGGAUGGGGAGGAUGAUGAUGAUGAUGAUGUUGAUGAGGGUGACCCAUUCUGAUUUCCCUGAUUUCCAGCCACAUCUCCAUCUGGCUCUACCUAUACUGAGGACUGGAGUGAUACUGUUGAUUAUGAGGGACUACGUACUACAGUAAGUAGGCAGUGAGCGGGCAUGUGGAGGGGUUGACCGGGAAUUGGGGUACUUGGGCUAUGUUUGGUUUCGGAGUACUUUGUGGCUUUAUGACGAU
This is a messenger RNA of Chaetomium strumarium, 2998 nucleotides long. RefSeq names its product WD40-repeat-containing domain protein. Gene Ontology annotation, biological process: DNA-templated DNA replication; DNA repair; mitotic cell cycle. Gene Ontology annotation, molecular function: protein binding; chromatin binding. The transcript has 2 exons. Bases 148 to 2811 code for a protein of 887 amino acids. The record is from RefSeq and is a predicted model, not a curated record. Gene Ontology annotation, cellular component: nuclear replication fork. NCBI's taxonomy places the organism in Eukaryota, Fungi, Ascomycota, Sordariomycetes, Sordariales, Chaetomiaceae.